Messenger RNA from Fusarium keratoplasticum, 675 nucleotides. RefSeq lists its product as uncharacterized. The coding region runs from base 1 to 675 and encodes 224 amino acids. The record is from RefSeq and is a predicted model, not a curated record. NCBI's taxonomy places the organism in Eukaryota, Fungi, Ascomycota, Sordariomycetes, Hypocreales, Nectriaceae. The transcript has a single exon.
AUGUCUGGGGCUUCCUCCACUACCCCUCAGGGGCCUCCAGGCUUCGGUAAUCACCCUGCUGUGUCCCGAGCAUGGCUAAAGCGCAUGGUUACCAUCCUAGAGACCCGAGGCCAGCUCUCACAUGUGGCCUGGAAAAGGGCCUUGGACGAAUUUCGAAAGCUCCUUCUCCUUCCCCAAGAUCCUUCUGCGUUUGCUCCUCUACACAUUUUGAGCGUGGCCAAGAAGGCUUGCGAUGAGGAUUUCGAGCAUUUCGGAGAUUUCAUCCACCAAGCGGAGGCAAACCCGAUGCUCCUUGUGAACAGGCAGCGUCCAGUCAGUGCUUGGUCAGCCCAAUGCAUGGCGCGUAUGGUUGGUUUCGAAGCCGGCCACGAAGACGACAGCGAGUGGUGGAUGACAAGUGGCAUGAUGGUUUGGAUUGAGAACCUCGACGACGAUGUUUACUUUCGCAUUCAUUACACCCGGCGUCGAUUCCUUCAAGCCCACGAGCUUUGCUACUCGCUGGGCGACAUUGAAAAGGGGCGCGAAGUUGCUUGCAAGGGCCUUCAUCACAUGAAGGCCUUUGUGCAUCUACACCAGAAUGGGCGGGUGCUUGCGCAGGUCGGGAACCACAUUGGAGAGCUUCAAAAGUUGAUUCGAGACAAGGGUCUUGGAGGGUGUUUGCCCCCAUUUUAUUAG